AUGGAAGGAGACUUAGAAGAUUGCCUGCUGAGUAAGGCGGACUUGAGGCGCCAGUGGAUUUCCCAGAUGGUGGAAGAGGUGCAGAAAGUUGUCCAUCACCUGACCACAGAAAUAAGCUACCAAGACUUUCGAUUUCAAGCCGUUCCUUACUGUGACACGUACAAUGAGAACAUUAAGGUCUUGGCUCCCACCCAGUUCCUCAUCACAGUCCCGAUGAGAGGCCUGGCCGGGUACAGGGAGGCCCGGCAGCAGCGCUGGCGCUACUACAGCCUGAAGGGCGCCCGUCUGCCCCGCCCCCUGCAGGACCCAGAGGGCCUGCAGCAGUGGCUAGAGGUGGAGCAGUUUCUGAAGAGCCCCGGGCAGUGGCACGAGGCAGACGUCAACAUCGAGGGAGACAUUGUGCCCGCCAAGGUCCUCCAGGUGUUCCGGAAACUGGUCGAAAACGCGAUUGAGACCUGUCACCUGUCAGGCAGGGUCCGCAUGCUAAUGGACCACCUUGUAGUUCGAGUUGUCGUGGAAACCUCUGCAGGUCAGGUGGAACUACAGCUGACCCCCUCCGUGGACAUUCCCACCGCCUGGUCCAAGAAAGCCCAGUGGCCUUCGUGUCUGAAGCGCUGGCCUUCUCCAGAGACAGUACAAUGCAUCAAGUCAUUCGGGUUCAGCUUGCUGGCCUGUUCAAGCUAUCACUGGCAGCUGAGCUUCUUGCGGGCGGAGCAGGUGCUGCUGGAGCAGCUGGACGAGGACGGGGGCUGCCGCCGGAAGUGCUUUCAGGCCCUGAGGCAGAUGAAGGAGGAUGUCUGGUGUCCGGGGACACGGCCUGUGAUCACGUCCUACCACCUGCAGACCGUGCUCUUCUGGACUUGUGAGAAGUACCCCUAUCCCAAGGACUGGCAGGUCUUCACUAGGGGGUUCCUGCGCCUGGUGAGGAAGCUGCACAAGUGUGUGAGUCAGCACUUCCUCAAGCAUUACUUCGUGCGGAAGAGCAACCUCCUGCAGCAUGCCAGUUCCUGCGAGCUGGACGCCCUGGCCCAGACAUUGGCCUUCUUCCUGAAGGACCCCCAGGUCAGCCUGCCCUGA
This is a messenger RNA of Budorcas taxicolor (takin), 1077 nucleotides long. RefSeq names its product mab-21 like 3 (gene MAB21L3). The record is from RefSeq and is a predicted model, not a curated record. The transcript has 6 exons. Lineage: Eukaryota; Metazoa; Chordata; Mammalia; Artiodactyla; Bovidae. The coding region runs from base 1 to 1077 and encodes 358 amino acids.